This is a messenger RNA of Phanerochaete carnosa HHB-10118-sp, 6885 nucleotides long. RefSeq lists its product as uncharacterized. The transcript is spliced from 4 exons. Gene Ontology annotation, molecular function: structural constituent of nuclear pore. Gene Ontology annotation, biological process: protein import into nucleus; RNA export from nucleus. Gene Ontology annotation, cellular component: nuclear pore inner ring. The record is from RefSeq and is a predicted model, not a curated record. NCBI's taxonomy places the organism in Eukaryota, Fungi, Basidiomycota, Agaricomycetes, Polyporales, Phanerochaetaceae. The coding region runs from base 72 to 6161 and encodes 2029 amino acids.
CAGAAUAUCGCUUGGGUGUCGUGCAAGAAUUACACACUCCACGACGCUGAAAACGCGCGGUGAACAAUACUAUGUCAGGAGAGGCUUCAAAACGUUCCAAUCUUAUUGAUGUGACACACCAGCAUCUUCACACACUGCUCUCCGGGCAACUCGAUGGUAUCACUGUCGAGCAAGUCACAGAAUACCUGAAGCUUCGUAUACCACAGCUCAGCAACGUGUCGGCCCCGUUCGGAAAACCCAAUGACGCGUCGAAGAAGAAGGUGGAGUCGGGAUCGGUGAAGCUGCGCGAUGGCGUGACUGUGCGGGUCGAAGACGCGGACAAGGAGUUCGUUUUCGCAAUAAGCAAACGGUUCGACGUCGACGAGGUUGAAGGAUUGGUCCUUCUUCGAUCAUUCCUAUACAACGAGGGUCUUCCUGAAACUUCCGCUAGCGCAGGAUCUGCCACCAUUGUUGAAGAGCUGCUGGACGCCAUCACACCAUUCUACUACUCGGAGCGCCUCUAUGUUCUUCGAAUCCUCAUACCACUAUUCCGCGCAAGUGCUGGAGGCGUUCAGCCCGUCAGCGACAUUGCUGCGGACCUUCUACCUGCAGUUAUCCCUGAUGGCAAGGCAUUUGCCACCUCCCUCCUCGCGGAGUACAUAUCGAAGCUGAAGGCGCGGCUGCCAUCCAACUUCGACGCCGAUCCGAGGAAGGCAGUAUCAUGGGCAAAGCAAAACGUAAAAGAGCAGCUUGUCGUUCAAGAAGUUCUCUUCUGGACUGUUUGGGACUAUGCUCCGUGCGACGGCCAAUUGGUGGCGCGGAUCUACGAGACGUCGUAUCAGACAAACCUCGGCUCCCACCAGGAGAAUUCGACAUUAUUAUUGGACGAAGAAGGCGCGCAAUUACAACAGGACAUGGCUGCCUUGUGGAUUCUAAUCAGUGUUGAGGUACUGGAGCUCGAGAGGGCGGCAGACCCUGGCGGCAUUGAAGUUUCGCACACCCCGGCAGACAAAGAGAUCUACUGGUCUUCUCCAGAAUCCUUGGAACGGAUACACAAGCUCGUCACGUCGCAUCCGGACAGUCAGUUUGCGUGUCAGUACAUUGCUUGGGCCUUUGUGCUCUCUCGAAUAGUCGAGGUCUGUACCAACCUCAAGGAGCUUCCCAGCUCAUAUAGCAAGUUCUUCGACUCCAUCAUGCCUACGGACCGCUCUUACACUAGGGGGCACGAUCCCGCUCACGUCCUCAUGUCAAGAGCUGCGCUGGGUCAAGACGCUGGUCUAUUCCAGCUCAUGCUCACCCUAUUGACGAAUUCGCCAGUAUUCGUGACGUCUAUGGCUUGGAGGACUGCCUCGUCAGUGACCGACCCGAACGCUGUGGCGUAUCGUUCAGUGCUCAAAGGCCUGGUCAUCUCUAUCGUCGAACUGGUCCCAGUAGAGCUGAUUCCAGAUUUCGACGGCUUCCUCGAAGUUUGGAUUUCCCUUUUCGGACGGAGCGAAAGCCAGUCUGUGUCAGGUAUCUGCCGACAGUUUUGGCAGUCAGAUUGGCAUCAUGGAUCAGUCCGUCGGGCAAUAUUAGACGUCGCUCGGUCGCGGUUCGCUGUGCGAAGCAAGCCCCUUGUUCGCUUACUUCGUGCCAUGACGGCUUCUGGAUUCCUCGACACAGAUCCCCUCGCCACAGCCGACCACAACACGGAAGGUGAUCCGCUUACCCACGAGGAUCGUGCUGUCUGCGCACAACAUGUGUUCCUCUUCCUCGACAGACUCCCUACCUAUACCCAGGUCAUCCCCGUGUCUGUUUGCUCCGGUUCCCAAGCUCUCUACGAGAAAUUGCCCGAACGGAUGAUCUCUGCAUCUGUGUCGACGGGCCCGACAUACACCAACCUGCGGCCAAUCAAGCUUCCCGGAGGCGCGACACUUCCGCUGCGGUCUGCUGGCCGUCUGCUGAACGAUACCGGCGAGCACGUCGUGGUUUCCUGGCAGUUCGAGCACUCGGGGUGGAAGGUUCUCCUGGAGAUCCUGACCGAUUACGUGAACCGGCGGCGAAUGGCAGGCGGCGUGUCGCAUCAUGACGUCGCCUUUGGGCGGAAAGCGGUCGUUGCGGCUCCGGUCCUCAAGCUUGAAGAUAUUGGCGUGGAGGUGGAUGGCGCAGGAGAUGAUUCGCUCGUCACGGAGAUACUCGACCUCAUCCGUAGCGUGACGCGCGAUCAUCCCGAGCUGGCGGGACAGCUAUUGGAGUCAUUUGAGUCUGGGGACCCUGUGGUAUCUCACUCGAUGCUUGAAGCCGCACCUCCAGACCUCGUGCAGCUGACCACUAUGAUCCUUGAAGAUGCACUCUCUCGAUCUAGCCCUCAGCAGAAGAGUCCGCCAUGCACUCAGCUCAUCACCUCUUCCAUGAGUGUUCUUGCUGCUCUCUUGGCGUUGCCCAAGUAUUCCAAUCGUGUCUGGCUCUACAUUAGAUCGACAUCGUCGCUGUUUGGCUCUGAACGUUCAGUUGGCUUCACCUCCACCGUUAUCGCCUCCGAACGAAUUACUGGGCACUACACAAUGACGCUAGCGCUGCUGCACUUGGUACGCCAGCUCUUCAAUGAAGCAUCGUCGUCCGUUUUGCCCGUCCUCCAAGAGACUCCGAAGCUGCAGCAAAUGAAGGAGGAGGUCCUAAUGCGUGCUGCUCGCUUCGUACAUUCCGAGAUCUGGGUCGAACAUGUCGGAUGGAAAUAUGCUCAACUUAGCGACCGCUUCGAGAUUGGCAGGAGGAUCUCGAGCACCUACGCAGAUAUUCUGAAACAUUCUCCUCCUCCGAUGAGCGACGCACCUUUUGGCGACCUUAGCAAGGCCGUGUUCGAAGCCCUUAUCACUCGCGCUACUACAUCCGCAGUGAACCCUCUUAUAACAGCACUCACUACGUCAACACCGGUCUUGACGAUGCUUUACUCGGCUCGCAGGUAUGGGGACGCCCGGCGGCUGAUCUACAUGCUCGAGUCGCAUCUGCUCCUGGUUCGAGUUUUGCUGCAUGCCAAGCUGAAGCUGCUGCCGGAUAAACCAUGCUUACUUGAGCAAGCUUUGUGCACCCGAGUAAUCGGUACCGUUGGGUCGUUGGACCCUUUCUCCUCAACCAAACUUGACCCUAUCGAAGCCCUCGCUGCGUACACGAAGGAACGGCGGAUGGGUCUGACCGUACCGGUGGAAGCGAUGGAAGUGCUAUUCGCUCUGUGUAUAUCACUCUCUUCAUCCGAUGCCUCUCAGGCAACUUCGAUCGUCGGCUACCUUGCAGACCCCGAGUCUACGGUUGCUUCCCUAGUUCGCAUUAUCAUGCACCCAUACGACGAUGCGCUACUACGGAACGCUGUGUGGAACUUCAUAACCCUGGCAAUGGACAAGGAGCCUGCGCUCGCUGGGCUUUUCGUCAAGGGCCAGUUUCGGGUGCCGAGCGUCAAGGGGAAGGAGAAGGCGACGAAUGGGGGCAACGGUUCGAAGGCAACGAGUGCCCUGGCUGUUGCUUGCAAUAUGCUAGAGCAGUGGGAAGACCUCUGGGAGCUAAACCCGCAGCUGCUUGCGUCACUGUUACGCUUCCUGGAUGUCGUUUGGGAGCACGGUCACGAACACAAGUCGUCACUUGAUACGGUCAGAGAUGAUGCAAAAUUCUUCGAACAUCUCGCGUCCAUCAUCAAGAAAGAAUUGGGCCCUACUCCCGACUUUAGGGUCGAGACGCUUAUCUUCCUUGACGGUGCCCAGCAUUCAGAUCUGCACGAAGCCGUUGUUGGCCAUGCAUACCGCACCAUGGCGAAGACACACGCACUGCACAUCAUUGCGCUCGAUAUUCGGAUGGCGCUCCCUACGACCGGAGAUAAGAGCGUUACCCCCAAGCCGAAGAGCUACAUUUUCAUACAGGACAUAUUCAAGGACGAAGACACGAUCUCGGAGUUGAUCUCGGAGGCUGCUUCGCGGGCGUAUGACCCUUCCCUAUACGACGAGCUCCAAGAACAAACACAGACACACUUCCCUGCUCUGGUUUUGGACCACAUUCUCCUCCAAGAGCCGCUGGUCGAGAGAAGCUUCGGCGAUGAAUUUGCGUUCUCGACUUCGCUUCUUCAGCUGCGCGUAGCGACUUUCUCGGAUACCCUUUCGGAACAAGUCGAGUCGGUGUUCAAGAAGCUCAUGUCGAUAAACCUCAACCUUUCCCUCGCUCAUGCACAGACGACACUAACAGAGUCGUGGCAGCAUUUACUCCUACAAGCGGUUCCAUUCCUCAGAGGAGAAACGACUGUCCGGGCAGUAUUCUUGGCACAAGCCUCCAACAUCUCGACGGAUAUUGCGAUGGAGACACGCUCUGGAGGCAUGAUGCCGACGAUUCACCAUGCGCACUUGUCCCUCCUGCUCUCGCUAGUGGAGGUUAGCUGGUUCUCACAGUCGGACAAAAAAGAUGAGAUCCAACACUUCGUCACGCUUAUCAAGAACCUUCGAGGGAUCAUUCUCAAUGAAGCGCAGCCACCGGCGAGGUCGUUCCUUAACCAGUCUACCGUUCCUUUCCACCGGCCCCUGCUACAGAUUCUCUACUACUGUGCCCGGCAGAGCAGAACUCUGAUGCGAAAACCGAAGGCCCUCAGUGCAGAGCAGCGACUAGAUAUUAACGCCACCAUCGACGUCGCUCUUGAUCUUAGUAUCAAUGCCCUCCGCCUCGCUUUCGAUACAGCCCGCACGCGAUUAGACAUAGACCUCGACCAGGAUAUGGAACAACUGGUUGCGGUAUUCGAGGAGUGCACAAGACCGACACUUACCCCGUCGACAACGCUGUGGCUAACUUGCUGUCAAGAAACAGACGUCAUUCGUGCCAGCUUGCAGCUCUUCAGUCAAACUGACCUCGCUGGAUACACCGACGUUGCUCUACUCAGACUGCGGAAGCAGCCAUUGUAUGCGCCACACGUCCUAACCUUUCACCUGGCUCUUGCGAGUAUCCCGUCGGCAGCCGAAAGGCUCGCCAGCGAGGGUGCCUUAGCGGCGUACAGCGAAAACAGCAUCAGCUCUGCCAUCAAGACAGGUUCCGUGGAAAUUGCCCUGCCUGAGCUUCCCGGCGAACGCAGUCCGAUCCAUAACGCGUACUGUACGAUGCUUGCCGUCAUAUCAGGGGUCAUUUUGGCACUCGGCUCCCAUGGCCAUUACUUCGUCGCGGACGCGUGUGGGUUCAUCCAACUCUACAGUGACCAGAUUCACCGUGCGCUGUCUUGGACCAUCGGCGAUUCAAUGACAACAUCGCUUCUGGAGGAGAUCGAGCAGACUGUCAACCUAUUCUACGCCAUCUCGUCUACUCCGCAAGCUACCUCGGGGGACGAGGCCGCGAAACGAGCGCUCGAGUUCUUCACCAUGGAAGUGCUCAUGCUGUUACAGCAGGUCAACUACGCUUUGACGCACCACAAUCACCUCGCGAGCCUGUUCGAGCCCAUCACUGCGGAGGAGCGUGCGCAGUAUGAAGCGGACAGCGCGAAUGCAUCUGCGAUCAGCUCGUCCUCAGAUAUGGUCGACCUCAUUGGGCGGCCAUUCGUUGCUCGGCUUGUCCAUAGGUUGUUCACCAUCUCGGGAUCACUCUUGUCGACGCUAGUGAACAUCAGUAAGGCAGAAAGCGUGUUACUUAGAGAGCCAGAUGAUUGGCCUACGGACCAGACUCUGCUUGUGCCGCAUUCAAAAGUCGUGCUGGGCGAGCCAAUAUCUAUUGGUACUCUCCUCGAGCUCGGCAACUGUUCGCUCGACGUGCUCAAGUACCUUGUCGACCGCCCGGCAAUGCAGAGCGUCACACCAGCGAAGGGAAGCGAGAAGGCGCUCGACGUGCGGGACAGCAUGCUCGCGACACGGCGGACGCUCGAGGCGGCGCUCUUCUACGGGGCGACGCAGCUCGCGCUCUGGCUGGCCAAGCCUGAGUUCGACGUCACGGGCCACGAGAUGGACGCAGAGCCGAGCGAGAUCGAUGUUGCCGUGCCGGACAAGGAGCGUCGUGUGGCGUUGCGCAAGAGCAUGACGCUGACAGAGCGCAUCCGGAGAGGCAUGAGUGGAGAGAUGGCCGCGGACCUCCAAGCUCUCAUCACGCGCGCGAAGCCGAUCGUAGGCAAGAGCCAGGCAACGCUGGAGAACAAGUCGGUGGAUAUCACGCAGGUGCUGUCUGUUUUUGUGCAGGAACGGAUAAUGAUGGGUUAGGGAGGGGUGUGUACAAAGCCAGUCUCGUAUGCUCUGUCAGAAUUGUUCGCCGUCGUUAUAUCGAUUAUCGACUUUAAGCACUGUACUUAAAGACAAUGCGACACGAGAGUAUACAAAAUUAAAUAUGCUCAUGAGGUAUCGUGAUAGCGAUCGUGAGCAGGUAUAGUGAAGUUAUUGCGCGAGGCAUUAUGCCUGGUUAGAAGGUCCCUGGUGAAAGACGAGCAUAUCUAGAGAGACAAACGGGGUUUGAGCAUUGUGUCGGAUGUCGGUGUAGGCCGGGGGAAGCGUCAUGGAGUCGUCAAUAUCGUCUUCGUCAUCUUCCAUCGGGACAUCAACUCGUACACCAGCGUCCUCCUCACGGCGUUGUCUCGGUGGGGCCAUGGAUACCGACUGCUCGGCAAGGAUAGGGGCAGGAGCAGAGACAGGGGAAGGAGCAACAGUGUUUGGCUGCUUGCGCCGACCCUUCUCACGGUGCGCGGUGAUAGUAGGCGCCAAUACGACGCCGGUAACGACCUCCGUUGUGGGUGAGGCGUUCUGCACGACGUAGUCUGAUUGAUUCGGGACCGCGGCCGUCGUGUCCCUUUGAUGUGCAGCCUCAGGCCGCAGUGGCUGUGUGACAUUAUCUUUAGGCUCGAUGUUUGAAGGCGGAAGGAUGUCUCUACCACUUCCCUCAAUGAGCGAAUGCAGCGAGUAUUCUGGUGGGGCGUUUAGAAGACAUGGCGCA